Trypanosoma brucei brucei TREU927 is the source of this 1167-nucleotide messenger RNA. RefSeq lists its product as hypothetical. Gene Ontology annotation, molecular function: protein serine/threonine kinase activator activity. Gene Ontology annotation, biological process: intracellular signal transduction. Lineage: Eukaryota; Euglenozoa; Kinetoplastea; Trypanosomatida; Trypanosomatidae. The record is from RefSeq and is a predicted model, not a curated record. The coding region runs from base 1 to 1167 and encodes 388 amino acids. The transcript has a single exon.
AUGCGCAAGAAGAGCGUGCAAGAGACCGAUGAGGUUCCGAACGAGAGAUUACCUCACAUUUUGUCGUCUUCUGAUGAUCCAACUGAAGUGAACAAAGCUCUCGUUGUACUUCUACGGAGACUUCGCGCAGGUGCCGGCGAACCCAUUUCUCUCUCACCAGCAACUCUUAGUCAACUCCUCCGUAUUCUUGUGGGGCGCACAGAUGAUGCGUGGUUGGAGGUGAGAAAGAAAAUUGCUUUUGUGUUUAGCGAGUUACUAUCAAAGGACAAUGCGGAUGUGCUGGCGGAUGCACUGCUCUACGGACGGUUGCACACCACAACAAGCAGCGAAGCUCGCGCCAGUCGUAUUGACUUUGGAGGCGUGGAUGAAAAUAGUGCGCCGGACCCGUUCACGUCACUGAAGAAAAUGAAGGAAAUUUUAGGAAAACUGGCAGAGGCACAUGGUACGGUGGAGCGGUGUGUUCCUGCGGCCGAUGUUUUCCGAACAUUUUUGCGCCUCCCUGCUCUUUUGGAAGUCAUUAUGUCGCCAGAGCCGCUAUUCGAUGUUGAGGACAACGACGGAUCUGCUCCCGCCCACCACGCAACGAAGAAACGCUGCUUCAAUGAUACUUGCAUUGGAAUACUUUGUCGCAGUGCGCAGGCUUACACAACAGCCCUUUGCACAGAAACUUGGCGCUCACUUUCCACUGCCUUAUGCACAAAUAAAGCUCUUUCGGCACCUUUGCUCUUGUGUUAUUUCAACGAAUUUGUGGGCAUGUUCCUGGGCUGCUUGGAAGGUGAUAACUUCGUGGCAAAGCUUCAUGCUCUGGAGCUCAUUGAUGCCAUUCUUGAAGAUGCCGCUUUUCUCAAAGCACGCCCAAAGCUUGCAGAGUCUCCGGCGUUGCUUUGUGCGUUACUUCCCCUGACGAACUCACGGUCACAACACAUUCGUUUCCUUACUUUUGAUGCAAUUAAAGUUUUCAUCGCAAAGGGAAACAAACCAGCCCCGAUCCGUUAUAUUCUCUACAUAAACCGUGAAACACUGGCACGCUAUGUAGAGGAUUACUCCCCCAAUGAAGCAACCAUCGGGAAAGUGUUGAGUGCGGAGAAGGAAAAAAUUCUGCGGAGUCUUCUUUCAUUAGAACCACUGAGCCAUGAGGAAGAAGUAUUGUUGAAUGCGUCGGCGUAG